Larimichthys crocea (large yellow croaker) is the source of this 2637-nucleotide messenger RNA. It is a transcript of the gene cdkn2, whose product is annotated as cyclin-dependent kinase inhibitor 2A/B (p15, inhibits CDK4). Gene Ontology annotation, molecular function: cyclin-dependent protein serine/threonine kinase inhibitor activity; protein kinase binding. Gene Ontology annotation, biological process: regulation of cyclin-dependent protein serine/threonine kinase activity; negative regulation of cell population proliferation; regulation of G1/S transition of mitotic cell cycle. The record is from RefSeq and is a predicted model, not a curated record. Gene Ontology annotation, cellular component: nucleus; cytoplasm. The coding region runs from base 292 to 666 and encodes 124 amino acids. The transcript has 2 exons. Lineage: Eukaryota; Metazoa; Chordata; Actinopteri; Sciaenidae.
CAAAACAAGCCCAGACACACUCCGACCGAGAGCUCCGGACCAGGCGAUGCGAGCUUUACUCAACCCACCCCAGGCAGCCUGUGGACCGGGCAGACGCACCAACCUUUGACCGUCACGCACCAACAACCAAGCCGCGAUCCUCGCGCUCCGCAGCGUGUUAUUUCUUUUUUUUUUAUUCUCAUUUAUUUAUUUGAUUUUUCUUGGAGCUGUUCCUCCUUCAUUAUAGGCAUCCAUCAGAGUUACCUGUCAAAAACCUGCGAGCUCAGCCGCUGCACGUCCGCGGACCUGACGAUGACUCUCGAGGAUGAUCUGUCGACGGCCGCGGCGAAAGGGAACCGGGAAGAUGUGGAGGAUCUCCUGCAGGCCGGAGCUCAAGUUAACGGCGUCAACUGUUUUGGACGAACCGCUCUGCAGGUGAUGAUGAUGGGGAGCUGGCCGGUGGCUCAGCUGUUACUGAAGCACGGAGCGGAUCCUAACUUGGCGGACUGCAGCACCGGGACCACGCCACUGCACGACGCGGCCAGGACGGGCUUUCUGGAGACGGUGCAGCUCCUGGUGCAGCACAUGGCUGACCCGCAGGCCAGGGACAAAACAAACUGUCGGCCUGUUGAUUUGGCCAGAGACAACGGGCACACAGAGGUGGUCGCAUUUCUGGAUUCUCUGUAAGAAAAAAAGAAAAGAAAGAAGCUGUUUCCUGCUGCUUGUUAUGAACGGAUGAUGGAGAGAGAGGAGGGGGGGUCCGAGGAGAAGCGGGGCCUGCGUGAGAGGCCCCGCAGCCUAAAAUAUGCACUUAUGACUGUUUAUGCUGUAAAAUGCAUUUUUAUUUAUUGGUCUCUUUUCUUGCUCGGUAGGCAUCAUUUUAUUUUUAACGAAAUCAGGGUUCUCUAUAGACGCAUGUUUUUUUAUUAUGACUAAUAACAUGUUGCUGUGAUCUGGAUCGAGGCUGGGAUUAUAACUUCCGAUGCAUUAUUGAAAUAUUCCGACAAACCACUUAUUAAUUAAUGUACAGCUGUACUAUAGUUUGUGUACAAUAUAUUAUAUUUUUAAAAUAGGAUCAUUGCUGGGGUUUUAUUUUGAAAAUCUUUCCCAUGUGAAAUAUUUAACCAAAUAACAUAAAAAGCCAUUAAAAAAAAAAGAUUUUGCACAUUUUAACAUUGGUGUUCUGAGGCACUAUUAUCUUUAUUGUCGUGCAGAGACUUCCAGUCCCAUUUCUUGUUCGUACAAAUCAGAUGAUGUAAUUUAUUCUAAUGUAAGAUUUAAUUUAAGAGAAGUAAAGGAGAUAUUCAUGUGCUUCACACAAUGCCUUCAUGGAUGGAUGAUGGGUACCAGAGAAUAAUAAUAAUAAUAAAGAAUGAAGCGUUGAUCAUUUGGCUUUUAAUCAUGUUUUACAUGGUUCCAAGAACCAAAAAGAGCAAAAGAACACCCCAUGGUGGACAUGUGAACAAUUUCUAUGAACACUGACAUCGAUCAAACAUAUUUCCCUCACACUGGAUGGUAAACAGAUCACGACCUGGCCUCGGGUGACUUCACAGUUAAAAACGUCAUCAUUCAUUUAUUUAUUUUCUGUGAAACAUUUGGAGGUGAUGGAACUAAAACAUGCUUACACGGUUCAAAUAUUAUAGGCUAUAUUUAACAGAGGGUUUUGUAGAAGUUGAAAAAUUGAUGCCUGUAUAAAAGGACACUGGGUUAUAGUUGUACACUGAAUGGUUUACUAGUAGGUGCUGAUAUCAUAUAACUAAUUUCUGCCUGGAAACAGGAGAAAAAAAACAAUCAUACAAAUAUAGUAACACUUCAUAAAGUAAGUUAUGCAUCCACGUUUUGGGGAGUUAAACAUCAGCCUGUUUUUUAGUUUUAAGCCGAGAGGUUUUUACGGCUUUAUGAAACCAACACACAGAAAGUCCCCAAAACCACAAAGGGUUUGAACUCCGCCAUUGUUUUGUCUCUUACGGACGUUUUGGUCUCAACAAUAACAAUUUUUUUUUUAACCUGUUCAAUGAAAUCAUUCACAAAACCUGCUCUGAAAACAGAAACUCUAAUGUGAACACUCAGUUCAUAGAGAUAUGAACACACUUUUGUUUACACUCAAACCUUGCCCUGUAAUUCGUGACUGCAGACCGAAGUGUGUCACCCUGUGCAAGCGUGUGACAAAUCAAACCUCUGAAUCUGCAUCGCAGUUGCAGAUAAGUUACAGAUUAAUCAGUAAGUCAAGUUGCUUCAAGAGUUUGUUUAAUUAACAACUUUAAAAAAAGGAUGAGCUCGCAUUUCCGUGUUUAAAUCGGGUGGAUUUGUGCUGCAAAGUGGGUUCAUACUGUUGAGCAAGGCGACACAAAGAGGAAAUGCAAAUAUUUUUAGAUACUGCGCAGUGUGAUGUGGAAGUGCAGCAAGCAUGAUUGGUAACAGAAGGCCCAGCAACUGCUACGAAAACAUAACUUUCAUUCAAUGAUCAAUAUUAAACAGUAUAUCAAACGUUUCAGGUGUGCAGGUUUCUUAAAAGGAGUCCAAAUACUGUCAGUUAGGUGAGUGUAUAUAUACACACACAUUUGAAAACUAAAUACUGCGGGUGUUUGUAAUAUAUGAAAUCAUAAUGAAGAGUAAAUAAAAAAAUAAAAUUCCAUAAAACGUAAAAAAAAAAAAAAA